UACUAGACGAAGGAAAUUGGCGGUUGCUGUAACUGCGUUCCCAAGAUCGCCAUGUACCGGCAAGGCUUCCGGCCUCCCACCCCGCCGUCUUCGGGUGCCUCUGGAGGAGCUUCUCCACAAGGUUACCAAAGCCCUCGCCACAGGUCGCCUUACGGAUCCCGCUCGCGGCCGUAUGACAUUUCUCCUCGUUCUCCCCGCUUCCAACCGUGCGGGGAUGGUGGAGGCUGGUUUGGAGGCUCGGCUGCGGCGCACACACCCCGUAGGCCCCACAGUACCAGCCCUAGGUACCUGGCUCCCUACAGUGGCGGCAGGUCCCCCGGAGGAGCGUUUCACCACCAGCAGCUCUUCAAGCAGCCGCCUUCGGGGGGCUACCAGAGAUACAACCAGGGAUCACCCCGAAUAUCGACUCCAUUUGGUACACCCCAUGGGAAAGAGAAAACACUGUCCAAUGAUGAUGUGGAGAAUUAUUAUAAAUCUUCAAUGCUUGAGGACCCAUGGGCAGGCCUAGAACCUGUGUCUGUUACUGAUGUUAACCAACAAUUCAACCUUGAACAAGCAACACAUUGUGGUAGAAAAGGAAGAUAUUUCAGCUAAAGAACUUACAAGUUAAAUAAUGUUUGUGAGAUACUGAUAUGUUUGUGAGAUACUGAUAUGUUUGUGAGAAACUGAAAUAAAAUUGCCUUUCUUAAGAUGAUCAUUA
Molecule: messenger RNA, 700 nt
Organism: Protobothrops mucrosquamatus (brown spotted pit viper)
Lineage: Eukaryota; Metazoa; Chordata; Lepidosauria; Squamata; Viperidae
Gene: MPLKIP
Product: M-phase specific PLK1 interacting protein
Exons: 2
Coding region: 52-594 (180 amino acids)
Cellular component (GO): midbody; centrosome; nucleus
Source: RefSeq, a predicted model, not a curated record